Molecule: messenger RNA, 2232 nt
Organism: Arabis nemorensis
Lineage: Eukaryota; Viridiplantae; Streptophyta; Magnoliopsida; Brassicales; Brassicaceae
Source: the annotation of a GenBank genome assembly
AUGGGUAAGCACAAAGACGCCGGAAUAUUCAGCCGCGGGGACUUCACGGCGACAGAGAUGGAAUCCUUAGCUAGCUUCUGCGAAACCGUCUUGCCUCCAGUGCCACCGCCGCCGGAAGAAUUUUCCGACAAAGAUGAUCAUCACCGGAACAAAGAGGCUCUCCGAUCAUUUUACACAACUUCUGGCUCUCAAACUCCUGUCCUUCACCAGACCAUUGAGCUUAUUGUGAAACGAGGGACGAUAGAAGCUUAUCUUAUGGCGAGACUUGCUUUGUUCCUACUUGCUACUCGGCUUGGGACAUUACUCAUUUGUGGAACCGAAUGUUUGGUCUCGAGAUGGCCUUUUAUCGAGAAAUUCAGCGAGCUCUCGUUGGAGAAGAGAGAAAGAGUAGUUCAGAAACAAUUCAGGAAUUGGUUAUUGACUCCCAUUAGAGCUGCCUUUGUCUACAUCAAAUCCGCCUUCCUCUUCUGUUUCUUCUCCCGGGUGAGUCCAAAUGGCGAAAACCCGGCAUGGGAAGCCAUAGGGUAUGGCGCGAACCGCGACGAGAACAAACCUUCUGAAACUUAUAAAGAAAGACCUCUUGAGAAAGGGAUGGUGGAGACCAUGAAAGAAACAGAUCAAACUCUCCUCGAAUUACUUGCUCAGAAAGGCCUAGAAGUGGACCAGGACCACGAGGCGAUCAGAAUCAAAUGUGACGCUGUUGUGGUCGGAUCUGGCUCAGGAGGAGGUGUGGCAGCUUCUGUCCUAGCAAAAUCUGGAUUGAAAGUGGUUGUUAUGGAGAAAGGAAGCUACUUUACGCCAUCAGAUUACACUCCUUUCGAAGGUCCUGGCGUUGACAAAAUGUAUGAAAAUGGAGGAAUUCUCCCAAGCCUCGAUGGGAAUUUCAUGGUUUUGGCUGGAGCAACUGUAGGAGGUGGAUCUGCUGUGAAUUGGUCUGCGUGUAUCAAAACACCGAAAUCGGUUCUUCAAGAAUGGUCCGAGGAUCAAAAGAUACCUCUUUUCGCCACCAAAGAAUAUGUUUCGGCUAUGGAGUUAGUGUGUGAGAGGAUCGGUGUCACGGAGAAGUGUGAAACGGAGAGUUUUCAGAAUCAGAUUCUGAGAAAAGGCUGCGAAAAUCUCGGGAUCAAUGUCGGAAACGUGUCUCGUAACUCCUCGGAGAGGCAUUACUGCGGAUCGUGCGGGUACGGAUGCAGACAAGGAGACAAGAAAGGAAGCGACCAGACUUGGCUUGUCGACGCUGUGAGUCACGGUGCUGUGAUUUUAACUGGAUGUAAAGCGGAGAGAUUCAUACUCGAAAAGAACAGUUGUACCGUAGGAGGCAAGAAAAUGAAAUGUUUGGGAGUGUUGGCGAAAUCUUUAAACGGAAACAUAGUGAAGAAGCUAAAGAUUGAAGCUAAAGUAACGGUUUCUGCAGCGGGUUCUCUUCUAACACCUCCUUUGAUGAUCUCUAGCGGGUUGAAAAACCGACACAUCGGUAAAAACCUUCACCUACACCCUGUUCUAAUGGCAUGGGGUUACUUCCCGGAGAAGGAAUCUUCUAACUACAAUUUCCAAGGAAAUUCCUACGAAGGCGGAAUCAUAACAUCAAUGAGCAAAGUGUUAUCAGGAGAUUCAGAAGUUAGAGCCAUCAUAGAGACACCAGCACUAGGACCAGCUUCAUUCUCGGCGCUAUGUCCUUGGACCUCAGGGAUUGACAUGAAGAAAAGAAUGUCUAGAUACUCAAGAACCGCAAAUCUUAUAACGAUAAUUAGAGAUCGCGGGUCAGGAGAGGUGAAAACCGAAGGAAGGAUAAGCUACAUUGUAGAUAAAACCGACAGAGAGAAUCUCAAAGCCGGGCUUAGACAAUCCUUGAGGAUACUCAUUGCAGCUGGAGCAGAGGAAGUGGGAACUAACAGAAGCGACGGUCAAAGAUUGAUAUGCAAAGGGGUUGAUGAGAAGUCGAUCGAGGAGUUUUUAGACUCGGUGAAUGCAGAGGAAGGGCCAAAGUCGAUGACCGAGAAAUGGAAUGUGUAUAGCUCAGCUCAUCAGAUGGGAAGCUGUAGAAUUGGAGAAGAUGAAACAGGAGCCAUAGAUCUUAAUGGAGAAACUUGGGAAGCUGAGAAGUUGUUUGUGUGCGAUGGAAGUGUAUUGCCGAGUGCUAUUGGCGUUAAUCCUAUGAUCACAAUCAUGUCUACUGCUUAUUGUAUCUCCACAAGAAUCACUAAGUCCAUGACCAAAGGUUUAUCUCAUUGA